Messenger RNA from Heterostelium album PN500, 219 nucleotides. RefSeq lists its product as uncharacterized. Lineage: Eukaryota; Evosea; Eumycetozoa; Acytosteliales; Acytosteliaceae. The record is from RefSeq and is a predicted model, not a curated record. Bases 1 to 219 code for a protein of 72 amino acids. The transcript is spliced from 2 exons.
AUGGUCAAGAUUCAACCUAGAACACCAUUGUUUUAUAUUACAUCAUUUACUGUGUUAGGAAUAUCAUUCUAUGCACUCGAUAAAUAUCUAUCUGGUGGUUAUUUAAAAAAGAUAGAACAACAACAAGCUAUUGAAGAUCUUGCUAGAGAUCGUAUUAAAAAAAGAGAAUUAGAAAAACAACAACAACAACAACAACAACAACAGCAACAGCAACAAUAA